This is a messenger RNA of Salarias fasciatus (jewelled blenny), 1252 nucleotides long. RefSeq names its product calcium homeostasis modulator 3 (gene calhm3). Lineage: Eukaryota; Metazoa; Chordata; Actinopteri; Blenniiformes; Blenniidae. The transcript is spliced from 6 exons. The record is from RefSeq and is a predicted model, not a curated record. Gene Ontology annotation, cellular component: plasma membrane. The coding region runs from base 19 to 1014 and encodes 331 amino acids. Gene Ontology annotation, molecular function: monoatomic cation channel activity.
CAGCACUUCCUCUGAGCCAUGGAGCGCCUGAAGCUGGUCCUGCAGUACUUCCAGUCCAACUCGGAGUCCAUCUCCAACGGGAUCUGCAUCGUCCUGGCCCUGGUCAGCGUCAAGCUCUACACCAGCUUCGACUUCAACUGCCCCUGCCUGCCGCAGUACAACAAGCUCUACUCGCUGGGCGUCAUGGUCGUCCCGCCCAUCAUCCUCUUCUUCCUGGGGGUCCUGGUCAACCGGCACACGGGCGUCAUGAUGGACGAGUGGAUGAGGCCGACCGGAAACAGGUCCAAGAACCCUGCGGUGGUGAAGUAUCUCUUCUCAGCCAUGAUCCAGCGGGCCCUGCUGGCCCCCAUGGUCUGGAUCCUGGUCACUCUGCUGGACGGCAAGAUCUUCAUCUGCGCCUUCAGCAUGAGUGUGGACCCUGCUCUCUUCUCAGGCCUGCCGAACAGCACGGGGCUGGACGUGGUCCGGGUCAUGGCCAAGGUGCCCUGUAAGGAGGACGUCAUCUUCAGGAACAGCUCCUUUCGCAAAGCGGUGUCGCGAUACGUCCGCUGCUACUCCCAGGCCGUGGGCUGGUCCAUCCUGCUGCUCCUCAUCGCGCUGGGAGCGCUGGCCCGCCUCGUCAAGCCCUGCUUCGACGACCACGCCACCUUCCUGCAGACCCGCUACUGGAGCAACUACCUGGACGUGGAGCAGAAGCUGUUCGACGAGACCUGCGUCCUGCACGCCCGGGACUUCGCCAGGAAGUGCGUGGUGCAGUUCUUCGAGGACGUGACGGAGGACGCCGUCCUCCGCCUGCCCCACCCCCCCUUCAUCGGCAGCGGCAGUGAGGAGUGGGAGCGGGACGGGGAGGAGGAGCGGCUCCACGGCGUGACCCGGCAGGACCAGGUGGACCGGCUGCUCAACCGGUGGUUCCACGACAAGCCCGAGCUGGACGUGACCCGGGUGGCUCACAGACCCCGGCCCUGCGUGACCUGGGAGGACCGGCAGGGCCGCACGCUGUACUCCGACGUGUAGGACGCCGUCCUCACGGACAGGAAGCCGGAGGGUCAGGUCAGAUAACGGCAGCACCGCCCACAGCUCCGCCUCCUCGACAGCACCGCCCACCCUCAGUCUGCACAGCGGGGCCAAACCUGUGGUCCCAGGGCCCAGACUAGCUCCACAGAGGUUCCACCAGGUCCACAUGGAGACGGAGGGAGCCAGGCAGGACAGGCCAGGGUGUGUGUGUGUGUGUGUGUGUGUGUGUGUGUGUGUG